AUGGACGCCGAUCCCAAGCGCUGGCGCGUGGCCGCUGACGUUGUCUGUGAUGUGGGGGCGUUUCUUGAGUGCCUCUUUCCGCUCAUGCCGCAUCGCUUCCUGCUGCUCGCUGGGCUCGCCAAUGCUGGCAAGCAAGAUCCCAAGCGCUGGCACAUUGCUGCUGACGUUGUGUGUGAUGUGGGGGCCUUUCUUGAGUGCCUCUCCCCGCUCAUGCCCCACCGCUAUUUGUUGCUCGCUGGGCUCGCCAACGCAGGGAAGGGCCUGUCACUGGUGAUAGCUCGUGCCACGCGUCUGUCGCUGUAUGAUGCGUUUGCAAAGGAGGGCAACAUCAGCAGUCUGUACGCAAACGGCUUUAAGUGCACACCCCUCCUUCCCUCCACUCUCCCCACCACAGGGCCUCUCACUCGUAAUCGCACGAGCGACCCGCUUGCCGCUGGCCUAUCACUGGUGAUAGCUCGUGCCACGCGUCUGCCGCUGUACGAUGCAUUUGCAAAGGAGGGCAACAUCAGCGAUCUGUAUGCCAAGGGCGAGGCCAUCAGCGUCCUCUCCUCCCUCGCUGGCCUGGCCCUCGGCCUCAAACUCGCCUCCUCUGUCUGCCAGACAGCACAAGCUAAGGUAACUAUUUCCUGUCGACUCAUCUCUCCGCUCACCUCUCCCCACGGUGCCACCCACCUGCACCUACAGCUGGCAGCAGUGCCGGUGCUGGCGGCGGUGCAUCUGUGGUCGGUGACAGAGGAGAUGAGGGCCGUGCCAAUCAACACUCUCAACGCUCAGCGCACCAACGUUCUCAUCAACCACUUCCUCUCCGUGAGUCGCCGAGUGCUUUUAGUCACCCUCGCUGAAGCUGACUUUUGA
Closterium sp. NIES-65 is the source of this 855-nucleotide messenger RNA. NCBI's taxonomy places the organism in Eukaryota, Viridiplantae, Streptophyta, Zygnematophyceae, Desmidiales, Closteriaceae. The record is from the annotation of a GenBank genome assembly.